CUACUAUUUGUUUAUACACGUGCGGGACGUUGAGGAGGAAGGACCUUUUUCUGGAUUUUCUAGUUAUUCAUAUCUUCAGCAAAAUGCAUUGUGUGGGUCAUCACUAUCAGAGUCCCCCUUUUCACCAAUAAAUUCAUCAUCAUUGCAAGAAAGCAAUACAUGAAUGCUGGGUAAAUAUAGGGAUCAACAGCAUCUACCCGCCAUGACAAUAAGGACAGCUUGGCAGCAGGAGAGUACCCAGCUUUCCCCCACUGUCUAGGGAAACAUGCCGAAUACUACCAGGAAACUAAUUACUGCCCAUACAAGCCAAAAGCAAAAAAGUCAAGGAAGUUUGCAGUAAUGAAAAAGAUGAUAAAACCAACGGAUUCACGCAUAAAACCAGACGACCGUGUGAUCAUAAAAAAGAAGAAACCAGACCCUCAUGAGCAGAAGGUUAAUGAAGCGCCCCAGUGCUCGUCAGCUUUGUUCUUCCAGUACAACACACAGCUAGGCCCACCUUACCGCAUAUUGAUCGAUACCAACUUUGUCAACUUUGCUAUCAAGAACAAGGUGGACCUUGUGAAGGGAAUGAUGGACUGCCUAUAUGCUAAGUGUAUCCCAUACAUAACCGAUUGUGUGAUGGGAGAGUUAGAACGACUGGGCGAGAAGUAUAGAUUGGCUUUGAAAACGAUUAAAGACCCACGGAUAGAAAAGCUUCCAUGUGUGCAUAAAGGCAUAUAUGCUGAUGACUGCCUUGUUAAUCGUGUGACACAACACAAAUGUUACAUUGUAGCAACAUCUGAUGUAGAUUUAAAAAGAAGAAUACGAAAGAUUCCUGGGGUGCCAAUCAUGGGUGUUGCUCAAGGCAGGUUUUUCAUUGAAAGAAUGCCAGAUGCUCCUCAGAUGUAGUUUAUGGACUAAAAUUGUUAUCUUUUUCUGCUUGAUUUAUUUACCCCAAAAUCAUGAAGUGCUAUAUUAUGUAUUCUAUUAAUGAUAUUGUCAGAUUGUUAAUUUUGUAUUCUUUACCAUUUGAAACUGUUUUUCAAUAAAUAUUAUUGCAUUU
Molecule: messenger RNA, 1042 nt
Organism: Penaeus vannamei (Pacific white shrimp)
Lineage: Eukaryota; Metazoa; Arthropoda; Malacostraca; Decapoda; Penaeidae
Gene: Bka
Product: FCF1 rRNA-processing protein Bka
Cellular component (GO): nucleolus; small-subunit processome
Source: RefSeq, a predicted model, not a curated record